AGAACAAAACGAAACCCUAAAACUAAAGGUUCUCCGCAUUUUAUCUGGACAAUAACAUGAUUUAAAGAACUUUAAAAGAAUAGUGUAUGUCUCAUUCUACAAUUAAAGCGUUAUCUUGGUCAAAAAUAACAAGUGCGUUUUGAAAUUGACAAAAUCCAAGAUGGCGGCCAAUCCUGCCCGGACUCGCAAGUGAAAGACUAUACCGUUUCUUCUUCCUUUUCCAUCCCCGUCGGCAUUUGUGGAACAGAUCUGUUGAUGGUUGCAAAGUCUGGAAGGACGAUGAAACACAUAGUAAUAAUUCCGGGGAAUGGCGCUGGUGACGUUACGGCGGCCAAUUGGUAUGGCUGGGCGAAAAGAAAGUUAAAUGCUAUGGAAGACGUGAAAUGCGACCUCCGAAACAUGCCCGACCCUAUCACUGCCAGGGAAUCAGUCUGGAUUCCUUUUAUGAGAGAUGAGAUGAAUUGUGGCGACAAUACCAUAAUAGUUGGCCACAGUUCCGGUGCUGAAGCCGCUAUGAGGUUCGCGGAACGGUAUAAAGUAAAAGGUAUCGUUGUGGUCUCGGCAUGCGUAACGGACCUUGGCGACGAGAACGAGCGGGCCAGUAGGUAUUACAGCCGACCCUGGGACUGGGACACAAUCAAGAGCAAUACCGAAUGGCGCGUUCAGUUUGGAUCAACAGACGACCAGUUUAUACCAUGGACGGAGCAGCAACAAGUUGCAGACGGUAUGACGUCAGAACUAUACAAGUUCGACGAUAAAGGCCAUUUUAUGAACACUUCUUUCCCGAAAUUGAUUGAAGUAAUAAAGAAAAAACUUGAAUAAAAUAUUGAUAGAAACGGACAA
Molecule: messenger RNA, 843 nt
Organism: Ruditapes philippinarum (Manila clam)
Lineage: Eukaryota; Metazoa; Mollusca; Bivalvia; Venerida; Veneridae
Product: serine hydrolase RBBP9-like
Exons: 2
Coding region: 256-822 (188 amino acids)
Molecular function (GO): hydrolase activity
Source: RefSeq, a predicted model, not a curated record